This is a messenger RNA of Malania oleifera, 793 nucleotides long. RefSeq names its product protein FATTY ACID EXPORT 4, chloroplastic. The record is from RefSeq and is a predicted model, not a curated record. The transcript has 4 exons. Lineage: Eukaryota; Viridiplantae; Streptophyta; Magnoliopsida; Santalales; Ximeniaceae. Gene Ontology annotation, cellular component: membrane. Bases 100 to 633 code for a protein of 177 amino acids.
AUUAUUUGUUUAAAAAUGAAGCUACAGAGAAGAGUAAAAGAGUAGGCAGGAAGCAGUAGCUCAGCCCAUGAAGAAGACGAGAGGUUGUUCAGGAAGAAGAUGAUGGCGUCCUCAUUGUUACCCAUUUCUGCAACAGCUAUGGGGAGCUUCAGUAGUCCCCUCCCAAGACCCCAUUUCUCCCUUUCCUUCCGUCCUCUCUCCGAGUUGAAAGGGGAAUGCUCAACCUUCUUCACCAUCUCUACUACCGUCCCCGCUGUAAGUUCGAGGAGGAGACACUGCAGUUUCCGCUGCAACUCUCGACUCGCCGACCUCGCCCCCGCCACUUCCGCCGCCUACGGCGUCCUUCUUCUCGGCGGCGGUCUCUUUGCCUAUACAAGGUCAAGAAGCAAGGGCUCUUUGCUCGGCGGAUUUGCCGGAGCCGCUCUAAUGGCAACAGCUUAUGUUCUUAUUCAAGCACCAGAGACAAAAGAAAUAGGGGAUGCCCUUGGGUUUGGAUCUGCUUUCCUUUUCUCAUGCAUAUUUGGUAUACGAUUAGUUGCUACUCGCAAGGUAAUUCCUGCAGGCCCUCUGUUAGGUCUUUCAGUCUCUGCAUUGGCUGUGUUUAUCUCGGACUACCUUCAAAAUAGUCCCUGAAAAUGUUAUUGAAUUUAGCAAGCUUAAAAAUGUGACGAUCAUAUGUGCUUGCUGCUGCCUGAAAAGGAGUAUAUCAUUGUAAUCGAUCUUGAUUGUUGUAUUAGAGUUGAUGCUUUCCUAGUUUAUUGAUGAAAUGAACACAAUGGUGGUUUUCAGAAUC